Molecule: messenger RNA, 992 nt
Organism: Pseudophryne corroboree (corroboree frog)
Lineage: Eukaryota; Metazoa; Chordata; Amphibia; Anura; Myobatrachidae
Product: oocyte zinc finger protein XlCOF7.1-like
Exons: 4
Coding region: 2-901 (299 amino acids)
Source: RefSeq, a predicted model, not a curated record
CAUGCAGGAGGGGGAGUGUAUAGAGGAACACAGGGGUCUAUACAAGGACGUGAUGAUGGAGAAUCACCGGCCCCUCACAUCACUGGAUGGGCCCAGUAACAGAGAUACCCCAGAGAGAUGUCCCCGUCCUCUGUAUUCCCAGGAUUGUACAGAGGAGAAUCACAGGAUCCCACAGGAGGAUCAGGUAGAACAUCUGUCUAAUAUUAAAACAGAAGAUACAGAGGGAGAAGAAGAGACGUAUGUGACUGUUAUAAAAGAAGAAGAUAUAGACGGAGAAGAGGAGACAUAUGUGACUGAUAUAAAGGCAGAAGAUAUAGAGGGAGAAGAGGAGACGUAUGUGACUGAUAUAAAGACAGAAGAUAUAGAGGGAGAAGAAGAGACAUAUGUGACUGACAUAAAGGCAGAAGAUAUAGAGGGAGAAGAAGAGACAUAUGUGACUGAUAUGAAGGAAGAAGAUACAGAGGGAGAAGAAGACACGUAUGUGAGGGGUAAUCAGCAGUGUAAGGAGGAGGAGAUCCCUACAGAUAUCAGCACAGCAGAUGGACACACAAGCAGAAUUAUCUCAGAAGGACAUCUAAUGUUAUCCCUGGAUUGUGAAAUAAAAGAUGACAGUAGACAAGAAUCUCCAGGAGAUAACCCCAUUACCCCAAUUAUACAUCCAGCUCUAUCAGCUGAUCCCUCUGAUCCUGGGAAAUGUUCUCCUGAUCACUCUGAUAUUGGUGUAUCUGGUACAGCUCUGAGAGUAGAUACAGAGUUUCCAUGUGCUAUAGAUGCCAAAUGUUUUACACAGAACACAAAGCCUAUUAACCCACAGACCGGUAAGGCAGGUGAGAGGCCAUUUCUAUGUUCUGUGUGUGGGAAAUGUUUUGCAUACAAAUCAGUUCUUAUUAGACAUCAGUAAAGUCACACAGGUGAGAAGCCAUUUCCAUGUCCUGAGUGUGGGAAAUGUUUUGCACGGAAAUCAGAUCUUCCUAUACAUCACAGAAGUCACA